Messenger RNA from Lotus japonicus, 2182 nucleotides. RefSeq names its product aspartyl protease APCB1. Gene Ontology annotation, molecular function: aspartic-type endopeptidase activity. NCBI's taxonomy places the organism in Eukaryota, Viridiplantae, Streptophyta, Magnoliopsida, Fabales, Fabaceae. The record is from RefSeq and is a predicted model, not a curated record. The transcript has 9 exons. Gene Ontology annotation, biological process: proteolysis. The coding region runs from base 211 to 1905 and encodes 564 amino acids.
AACUUCCUCAAUGACAACGAGCCUCACUCUGCACCCUUUCACACGUCUUCUCCUGCUCACACACAGUCACAGUAUAGCAGUAUCCUAUUGACCCAGUCUGGUCAUCGUAUUCCAAAGACUAUCUGGUAAACUUGGAACAGAGCCAUCACCUUCUUCCUCAUUCCUCUCUUCACCUUCUUCUUCUUCCAUCACUCUCACCUCAACACAGAGAUGGAAGAAGAUGAUGAUCAUCAACCACCCCACAUCAAAGGCUUUGUUAUCAUCUCCCUUCCACCCCCAGAUAACCCUUCUCUAGGCAAAACCAUCACCGCUUUCACUCUUUCUGAUUCUGACCCUCCUUCUUCUCCACCACCACAACGUUCUCUGCAACCCUCUCACCCUGUACCUCAAUCACACCCUUCAAAUCCUCAUCUUCUGUUCUCAUUCAGAAGGGUCUUCAUCGGUACCCCAAUGAAGAUCUUUUCUUUCUUUGGGAUUCUCCUCUUUGCUGUUUUUCUUUAUGGUUCUGUUUUCUCAGCUACCACCUUGGAACUUCAUGGUCCUAACAAUGAAGAUGAUGAUGGACCCAGUUCGUUUCUCUUCCCUUUGUUUCCUAAAGAGGGUGUUUUGGGGCAGAAGGAUUUGAAGCUGAAACUGGGUGAUGGUCAAAAAGAGAACUUUGUGACCCAAAGAAAUGUUGGUGUUGUUUCUAAUUCUAGAGUUGUGGCUGUUGACUCAUCCACCGUUUUUCCUGUUAGUGGCAAUGUUUAUCCAGAUGGGUUAUAUUUCACACUUUUACAUGUUGGCAAUCCUCCGAAACGUUAUUUUCUUGACGUGGAUACAGGGAGUGAUUUAACUUGGAUUCAGUGUGAUGCCCCAUGCAGAAGUUGUGCUAAGGGAGCACAUCUCCUGUACAAGCCAACAAAAUCCAAUAUAGUGCCAUCUACGGACUCUAUCUGCUCAGAAGUUCAGAAAAAUCAGAGGAAUGGAUAUCCUGAAAGUUCCCAACAGUGUGACUAUGAAAUCCAAUACGCAGAUCAUAGUUCUUCCUUGGGGGUUCUUAUUAGAGAUGAGCUUCAACUUACGGCUACUAAUGGAUCCAAAACCAAGUUCAAUUUUGUUUUUGGGUGUGGAUAUGAUCAAGCGGGAUCACUUUUGAACACAUUGUCAAAAACAGAUGGAAUCAUGGGACUUAGCAGGGCAAAAGUUAGCCUACCUUACCAGUUGGCAAGUAAAGGGCUUAUUAAGAACGUGGUUGGUCAUUGCCUAAGCAGUGAUGCAGUUGGCGGUGGGUACAUGUUCUUGGGUGAUGAUUUUGUGCCAAAUUGGGGUAUGACCUGGGUACCCAUGGCCUAUACACAUUCUUCUGAUUUGUACCAAACUGAAAUUCUUGGAAUAAAUUAUGGAAAUCGCCCUCUAAGUUCUGAUGGCCACAGCAAAGUAGGAAAGGUGGUUUUUGAUAGUGGCAGUUCUUACACAUAUUUUCCAAAAGAGGCUUACUUGGAUCUUGUUGCUUCUCUUAAAGAAGUUUCUGGGCUGCGGCUUAUUCAAGACGAUUCAGAUACAACUUUCCCCAUUUGCUGGCAAGAUGAUUUCCCAAUCAGAUCUGUCAAAGAUGUCAAGGAUUUCUUCAAGACCUUAACUCUUCGGUUUGGAAACAAGUGGUGGAUUUUGUCUACAUUUUUUCAGAUACCCCCCGAGGGCUACUUGAUUAUUAGUAAGAAAGGCAAUGUGUGCUUAGCUAUACUUGAUGGUAGCAAUGUACAUGAUGGAUCCUCAAUUAUACUUGGAGAUGUAUCAUUACGAGGACAUUUGGUUGUGUAUGACAAUGUGAAUCAGAGAAUUGGUUGGGAGCGAGCAGAUUGUGGCAUGCCAAGCAGAAGAUUAAGAAAGAGUCGUGAUUUAUUCGCUGAUAGCAUGUUAUAACCCUCUCCCAAAGUGUUCACAAGCCUAUGUACAGGUACAGAUACAGCCAAAGUAUAGGAACUUACACGAACAAUUAGUAUCAGAGAUUAUCAUAUGCACCAAUAAAUAUUUACUGUGCAACAAAUUAGGUCAUACAAACUUCUCCUGAAAUAGUCUCUAUUAUGAGGGGUUAUCCUGAAAUAGUCUCUAUUAUGAGGGGUUAUUCUGAAAUAGUCUCUAUUGUGAUUAUAACUUCAUCAAAUUCUCCUGAAAUAGUCUACGAGCUGCAUUGAUUUCA